AUGGAGCGGACACGGAUUAACUUCUCCCCUCUCCGAGUGUCCUCAUCUCCUGCUCGUCGCAUUCUUAGCGACAUCGUCUUUUUUUCAGGAGGACGAGGAGGUUCGGCGGUGUUCAGGCCGGUGCUGCUCAUGGCGCAACGUAGCGCUGGUGUCAACCUUCUAUCACCUUUGGCAAAAUUAGGACAAAGUCGUGACUUAGCUGCGGACAUUAAGGCAGGUCGCCAUCGCAACAACAAAGAAGUUAUCGCCUCUUUUGAGAAAAUACAAACGUUCGAUGAGAUUCACUACCGAAAGUCCGACCGGCCAUGGGAACUCGUGCCUCGCUAUGCGAAAAAGCGUGUAAGUGAUUUGUGUGGCUUGCUUUCAAGCGAGGACCGAAUGGAGAUCGAGCAGGCCAUUGACAAAAUGCAAUCUCUGUGUGAGGUGGACAUGUAUGUUGUGCUUGUUCCCACAGUUGGUUAUACCACGCCGAGAGCCUUUGCUAAUUCCAUACUGUUUGAUUGGGGAAUCGGAGAGCCGCGUGGAAAUGGCUUGUUGCUGUUGAUUGCGCAGAGCGAGGCAAGCGUCCAACUCGUGACUAGUCCUGCCAUCGAGGAGUAUUUUGCAGAGCACUUUCUCCAGGCAGCAGUCAAGGAAAUAUUUCAACCACUCGUACGAGAGGGAAAAGCCAGUUAUGCCGUGGUACAGCUUGUGUAUGCCAUCGCCCGUCAAGCUCAGGAAAUGCACACGCUGUGGAACAGGGGAUUUCUGGCGUUGCCCACACGAAACAAAGUGCGGUUUGCUGCGAAAACCGCUGCAUACGGCGUGACAUCAGUUCCGUACCUCCUAAUCGGCAUCAUAUUCUUCGGUCUCUGCUCAACGGUGCUUGUGAAUCAAAUCAUCGACACCAUGUGCCCAACUUGCUACGGCUCGAUGCACCGUGUCAGGGACGACGCCACCCUUCAAUCAAUCAUGACUCGUGGACAGUACCUGGAGUUCAGCAACGGUUGCGCGCAUUACCGUGUGUGGAAAUGCCCACGCUGCGCUGACAGCUCCCGCGUGACACUGACAUCACGUGACCUGCACCAAAGCACCAGGUGUUUGCAAUGCAUGGACUGUAAUUAUUACACCUGCACACUAACGAAGGAAGUGCAGAAACUUCCAACAAAGGAAGAGGACGGGCUGAAGCAGUUGCUGUACACAUGCGAGAAUUGUAGGAUUGGAAGGGAGGUGCUGCUUCCAUUACUUCGACCUAUUGACACCACCUCAGAGGCGAACUGGUAUGACUUUCUUAUUGACCGUGCGAGCACACACAAGAAGACCGGAAUAAAGCUGUAG
This is a messenger RNA of Trypanosoma brucei brucei TREU927, 1317 nucleotides long. RefSeq lists its product as hypothetical. The transcript has a single exon. Bases 1 to 1317 code for a protein of 438 amino acids. Lineage: Eukaryota; Euglenozoa; Kinetoplastea; Trypanosomatida; Trypanosomatidae. The record is from RefSeq and is a predicted model, not a curated record.